UGAGUUUCUUUUUCAAGAAGGAUAAAGCAAUACGUCUUCAUGGAGAAAUGGAAUCAGAGCUCAAGUGAUUUCAUUUUGUUAGGGUUGUUUCCACAAAACCAAACAGGCCUUCUGCUUUUGCUGCUCAUCAUCUCCAUAUUCUCUGUGGCCUUGCUUGGCAACUCAGCAAUGAUCCACCUCAUUCGUGUAGAUACCAGGCUCCACACCCCCAUGUACUUUCUCCUCAGUCAGCUCUCUCUCAUGGACCUGAUGGAUGUCUCUGCUACUGUUCCCAAGAUGGCGUUCAACUUCCUCUCUGGCCAGAAAAACAUCUCUUUCUUGGGUUGUGGAGUGCAAUCCUUUUUCUUCCUGACCAUGGCAGGUUCUGAGGGCUUGCUCCUGGCCUCCAUGGCCUAUGACCGUUUUGUGGCCAUCUGCCACCCUCUUCAUUAUCCUAUUCGCAUGAGCAAAAUGAUGUGCCUGAAGAUGAUCAUAGGAUCCUGGACACUGGGCUCAAUCAACUCUUUAGCCCAUACAGUCUAUGCUCUUCACAUCCCUUACUGCCAUUCUAGAUCCAUUAACCAUUUCUUCUGUGAUGUCCCUGCCAUGUUACCCCUGGCCUGUAUGGACACUUGGGUUUAUGAGUACAUGGUAUUUGUGAGCACAAGUGUGUUUCUUCUACUUCCUUUCCUUGGCAUCACAGCUUCCUAUGGACGUAUCCUUUUUGCUGUCUUCCAUAUGCGCUCAAAAGAGGGAAAGAAAAAGGCCUUCACCACAUGUUCAACUCACUUAACUGUGGUGACAUUUUACUAUGCACCUUUUGUCUACACUUACCUUCGUCCUAGAAGUCUCCGUUCCCCCUCAGAAGAUAAGACUCUGGCUGUCUUCUACACUAUCCUCACCCCCAUGCUCAACCCCAUCAUCUACAGCCUGAGGAAUAAGGAGGUCCUGGGGGCCAUGACAAGAGUCUUUGGGACAUUCUAUUCCACUAAACAUUGAUUAAUUCAUCUCUACUCAUAUUUCAGUU
Messenger RNA from Peromyscus leucopus (white-footed mouse), 1006 nucleotides. Its product is annotated as olfactory receptor 2L13-like. The coding region runs from base 40 to 978 and encodes 312 amino acids. The record is from RefSeq and is a predicted model, not a curated record. Gene Ontology annotation, molecular function: G protein-coupled receptor activity; olfactory receptor activity. Gene Ontology annotation, cellular component: membrane. The transcript has a single exon. NCBI's taxonomy places the organism in Eukaryota, Metazoa, Chordata, Mammalia, Rodentia, Cricetidae. Gene Ontology annotation, biological process: G protein-coupled receptor signaling pathway.